Gastrolobium bilobum is the source of this 1476-nucleotide messenger RNA. RefSeq lists its product as uncharacterized. The transcript is spliced from 3 exons. The coding region runs from base 1 to 1476 and encodes 491 amino acids. Lineage: Eukaryota; Viridiplantae; Streptophyta; Magnoliopsida; Fabales; Fabaceae. The record is from RefSeq and is a predicted model, not a curated record.
AUGACGCCGAGCACAAGAACCUUGGUGAAUGCUGCAACAGGAGGAUCACUGAAAACCAUAACUCCAGCGGAAGCACUAGAAUUGCUGGAAUCUUUAGCCUCUCAGGAGUUCGAUAAUGCUCCAGUCCCACAAAGGACAACGGGGAUCAUAAAGCUUGACGGCUAUGAUGCAAUAUUGGCCCAAAAUGAACAAAUACUGCAAAUGAAUAAGAAACAACAAGCACAAUUAGAUGCUCUUACAAAGCAAUUUGCUAAUUCUCAAGUUUCUUCUGUUAAUAAUCCUCAAAUUACUUAUGGUAUAUGUAUAAGUACUCAUGCUACUGAAGACUACUACUUCAUGAGAGCACCUGAAACUGCUGAAGUAAAUGGACUCUGGUAUGAUCAGAAGAACCAUAAUGAUCCAAGAAGGAACCAGUAUGGGAAUGACUACAAUCAAGGGUGGAAGAAUCAGAAUCAACAUCCAGGGUUGAGUCAAAAAUCCAACCAUCAGCUCAAUCCUCCCCUUCCAGUGCAACCACAUACCCUACAACAAAGUAACACUUCUGAGUGGGAGAAAGCUUUUGCACAACUAUGCAAGACCACUUCUGAUUAUAUUCAAGGUGCAAAUGCUUUCAGAGAGGACACAUCUGCUUUCAUGAAAAAGACUAGAUUAACACACCGGAAUCAAGAAGCUUCCAUAAGAAAUCUGGAAAUUCAGAUUGGCCAAUUGUCAAAGCAAUUUUCUGAGAGAGCUCAGGCCGAAAAGAAACUAUUCAAGUGGGAGAAGAAGAAAGCUCUAGAAAGACAGAACAAGCCAUUGGAUCUCUCCCCAUAUGCUCGAAUCCCUUACCCUCAGAGAUUAAAGAAAGAGAUUCAGAAGCAGCAGUGUUCAAAGUUUCUAGACGUAUUCAGGAGGUUGCAGAUCAACAUUCCUUUUGCCGAAGCUUUAGAGAACAUGCCCAACUAUGCAAGGUUCAUGAAUGAUCUAUUAUCAAGGAAGCGUAAGUUGCAGGAAUGUGAGACGAUGAAUCUGACAGGGGAAUGUAAUGCUAUCAUCCAAAAGAAGUUACCUACCAAAGUCAAGGAUCCAGGGAGCUUCAGCAUUCCAUGCACUAUAGGCAAGGUGGAAGUGGACAAUAUUUUAUGUGAUCUUGGAGCUAGCAUCAACGGCAUACCACUCUCCAUGAUGAAGAAGCUGGGAAUUACAGAAGUGAAGCCCACAACAACGAUAGUGCAACUGGCUGACCGCUCUUCAAAGCAAGCUUACAGCAUCAUUGAGGAUAUAUUGGUUAAGGUUGACAAGUUCAUCAUUCUUGUUGAUUUUGUCAUCCUUGACAUUGAAGAAGAUGCCACUAUUCCAAUGAUCUUUGGAAGACCCUUCUUGGCAACUUCAGGAGCACCGAUUGAUGUACUUAAAGAUUUAAAUAUGUUGCUGAGGACAGCAACAUUUAAAUCUGGGAAUGGGGAACACGCGGUUCAUGUAAGCACAAUUGAGUAA